This is a messenger RNA of Caenorhabditis auriculariae, 3146 nucleotides long. The record is from the annotation of a GenBank genome assembly. Lineage: Eukaryota; Metazoa; Nematoda; Chromadorea; Rhabditida; Rhabditidae.
AUGGCCUUCGAUUUCAGCAGUUAUUCAAAUAAUAAUGGUAAGAGAAAAACUAUUGAAGUUUUAAAACGAAAAAGUAUUGUUUCCAGCUGAACCCGCUCCAGAAAGCUUCUUGGACGACGACGACAUUUAUUCGGUUUCUGACGGAUGCAAUGAGAAUGAAAAUCAGAUAAAAGCUGAAAAAGAGGCUUUUGUUGAAAAUGUUAGUAUGUAAGAAAACCAUGAAUGCGAAUAUUUUGAGUUGAUGAAAAAAAAAAAAAGAUCUCAGACAUUUUUGAGUCUAUUGUGCUUCAUAUGAAAUUUCUUUUUCAGAACCCCGGAGAGCCAUUGGAAAAUGAAGAUUUCUCGACUCCUCUUACCAAAACGAAUUUGGGUAAAAUUAAAUCGAAAAAGAAUCGAGAAAACAAAAAAUGCAUUUUAGAAUGUCUUCUUGCCAGCAUCGACAACAGACCCGCUCAGCACUUGAAUGGAAAGUUUAGAAAAAUAUACAAAAUUACAAUAAAUCUUCAGAUGUUCUCAAUGAUCAACUCCUUGGUCAGAGUUAUCCGACCAAAAAAAGGUUAAAUCUUCAAUUUUUUUAUAUUUAUUUCGUUUAUUUUCAGAAAUUCCCAAUCAAAGUUUCUCCGACCGGACUGUUUCUAGUCAAAGCUUUGUUAGUAGAGGUGAUUUGAUAAUGGAACAACUAAAAUUUCAUUAUUUUUUUUUAGCUACUCCAUCGAGUAAUGUUGGUCGGAAGAAGAAACUAAACUUUUUCUACGAUGAUGAGAAUAAAGUGCCAACUGUUAGUGGAAAUGUUCCGGAAUUAAAUUGAAGCUUAUUUUAUGGUGUAUUUGUCCAAGUCCGAAAGAGCGAGAAAAAAUAUUUUCGAAAAAAAUACACCACCUUGUUUAGGAAAUCUUCUUUGAAAAAUUCAGUAGAAAAAAAUCACUUUUUUUAGAAAUUAGGUUUAAAAGUGAAUUUUCAAUUAAUUUCUCGGACUUUUUUUAGAUUUUAAAAUGUCACUUUUUUUGAGUUUCAACAUUUUUUUCACCUUCUUAUUGAAGACUUAUCAAACAAAUAGCUUUAAAAAAACCCCGAAAACGAUUUUUUUCUUAAACGAAGCUUUUUUCUCAAUUAAAUGUGUUUAGUUUGUUCCGAACUGGGCGGUUACUUUGUAACACAGCAGAAAAAUAGCUACCGUAAAAACAGUUUUUCCACACUUUUGCUCUACAAAUCUCCAUAAUUGACUUCAAAAGACUUCAAAAGACUGCAAAAUCAAAGGUCCCUUAGUGAUAAAACUUUGUAUACGAUCUUUUUUUUUACAAAAAAGCGAGAAACUCGCGCGGAAUCAACUUUAUAAAGUAACAUUUUGAUGUCAGUAAUCUCGAUUACUCUAUUUUUUUGAAAUGAAGAGAAACAAUUUUUGUAGCUCUCCAAAAGUCAAACGAGAUGUUUCAUCAGAAUGGUCAGGCAUGAACAGGCCCUUUGGGACGAGAAAGAAAAAACGAGCAUUGGCAGAAUUUCUGCUCUAUGGCAUCAUGUUGAGCUCGAUAUGAACUUUGUCAAAGUUAACAGAGGUUUUUUUUCAAUUUUAAAAAUUUGUGAAUUUAAAAAAAUGUUCAGGAAAAGGCGCCAGAUGCUUUUGGGACCACCUUCUACAGAGAUAUUACACGGAGGGGGAGAAGUUCGAUUUCUAUAAUGAAAUGAAAUUUCUGGAAAAGAACAACGUUCGGUAUGCCUUUUCUGUGUGUAAAAAAGCGAAAUUGAAAUUAUGGUCCUGCCACGAAAACCGUCAUUUUAUUUUAAAUUUAAAGUUUUUGACGGUUUUAUUUGUUUAUGUGGUUUCAGGAGAAGGUCAUGUUUGAAAAAAGCAUAUAUCAUAUUAUAUCAUAAAAACUUUUUUUGCAUUUUUCGUUCCGAGACCCUAGAAUUUCAUAAAUAGAGCAAGUCUAUGCGAAUGAAAAUGAAGUAAAAAAAGAGUUUCAUUGUUUUUAUUUAUUAAAAUGCUCGUAGAAAAAUUGAAUUCCUAACCAUCUUAUCAGAUUUUUUUCAUGGACAAGUUAUUCAAUUUUUGUAUUUUUCUUUUUCAACUUUUGGAGGAAAGUAAGUUCACUUCCAUAGGGAAAAUUUACGAUUUUGGCAAAAAUAUCAAGUUUUUUUGAAUUGCGAAAAUCCUUUUUUUCUGAAUAUUUAUUUAUUUUUUUCAGAGGAAGGUCUGCUCCGCCCAUCGACCAUUAUGAAAAAAACCGACAGAAAGUCCUGAAAAAUUCAGAAGAAUUACGUAAGUGAAUUUUAUCAAAUAUUCUUUUCGAAUUAUGAGGAAAUAGUUAUUCUCAAGUCAAGUUGUUUUUCCGUCUUUCUUGAGGAAUUUUUGUAAGUUUCCGGUUUAAAAAAAGCGAGUUCUCCAAUCAAAUCAGAUUAUUCUAAUGAAAAAUUUCUCUGAAAUCGGAAAUAUUCACAAUUUGAAAUAUUUCAGACUUUGAAAAACGAUUGGUAAUCAAUUUUUUUAAUCAUGAAUAUUUUAUUGAUUUUUUUGAGCGUAGAGACUUGAUUCUUCUUGAGAAUUUUAGAGUGGUCCCUAUAGGGGUUAGGGGGAAAAACAUGCCCUAGAGGGAGCGAAAAAGUGUUCUUUAUAGGGGUAAAAUCAAGGUGGUCCCUAAAGGGUCUAAACCAUUAGCCCCUUAAGCUUAACUGGUUCUAUAUUUUUAUUCAAAAAGGUCUUUUUUGUUUUCCGCAUGGAGUCCAUGAAAUGACUAGCAUGUCUUCUACAGGGGCCACUAACUAAAAUCCCUAGAAGGACCCCUCUUGAAAGCUUUAGUGGCCCUUAUCGGGGUUGGUAAAAUGGUGCCUAGAGGGGACCCUCCAAGGGCCUCUCUAGGGACCACUCUGAAGUUCCGAAGUUCGGCUAUUUUGAGUCGAACUGGAAACAAAAAAAUGUACUGUUCUUUAUAGAGAAACGCCCAGACCUGGUCAACUCGAAUCGCAAAAUUGAAGAUUCCAAGAUUCGGGCCGCGAGAACGGGCUCAAGAUACGAAGUGAUCAGUAUCCCAAGCACGUGUGCGUCUUUCAUUCGGCUGGUCGCCAAAAGGGCCGAGGAGCUCUACGAUUUCGAUCCGGACAGCGCUUUCGAGACGAUGAGCCUCUGGGCAAACGCCAUGAAACUCCCCUGA